Molecule: messenger RNA, 6249 nt
Organism: Monopterus albus (swamp eel)
Lineage: Eukaryota; Metazoa; Chordata; Actinopteri; Synbranchiformes; Synbranchidae
Gene: fmnl3
Product: formin-like 3
Exons: 26
Coding region: 479-3550 (1023 amino acids)
Biological process (GO): regulation of cell shape; cortical actin cytoskeleton organization; cell migration
Cellular component (GO): cytosol
Molecular function (GO): small GTPase binding; actin filament binding
Source: RefSeq, a predicted model, not a curated record
ACGACAGCAAAGACCUUAAUGAGGAUCACACAACAAUAAUGAAUGGAAACACGUUGUAGCCAAGAAAGUUGAGCAGCAACUAAAAGUAACUGUUCCUCGGCAUCUGAGUGUCUCUUGAAGAGGGGAAAUCUGUUCCAAGUAAUGGAUUGGCUCGGCACACUAGAAGCGUCUUUCUGGAAGAGAAAGCAGCUGUACCUUUGUUACUUUUGAGAGUAAGUUGUUGAAGGGACGCCACAGUGGAGUUCACUGUGAACUGAAAUGCGUGAUAAAGUCUAAAUGUCCUUUUGGGACAGUAGUAGCCUACGAGACUACUGCAUUGUCAGCUUUUUAUCUCUGCUUCGAGAAGUGGAUUAAUAUGUUAGUGAAAUCGUUGGAAUACUUGGGAGUUUUUAUUUUCACUUGGAUUAUCAUCACUGAAAGAAUCUGAGGGAUUGUAAGGUUUCAAGUUGACAAGAGGAAGCGGUGCUGCUGGGGGAAAAUGGGGAAUCUAGAAAGUGUGGACGGCCAGUCCGAGAUGAAGCAUCACAUCAUGCCUCUGAAGGUGCCCAUGCCUGACCCCACCGAGCUUGAGGAGAAAUUUGCCAUUGUUUUGAAUUCUAUGAACCUGCCUCCAGACAAAGCCCGGCUCCUCAGACAGUAUGACAAUGAGAAGAAAUGGGACCUGAUCUGCGACCAGGAGAGGUUCCAGGUGAAAAAUCCGCCCCAUACUUACAUCCAGAAGCUGCGAGGAUACUUGGAACCAGGAGUCACACGAAAGAAAUUUCGCAGGCGGGUGCAGGAAUCUACAAAGGUCUUGAGAGAGCUGGAGAUAUCACUGAGGACAAACCACAUUGGGUGGGUGAGGGAGUUCCUCAAUGAUGAGAACAGAGGUCUUGAUGUCCUGGUGGAGUACCUGUCCUUUGCCCAGUGUGCUGUUAUGUUGGAUUUUGAAGGGAUGGAGAAUGGGGAGGAUGGCACCUUGGACAAGGCUAAAUCUUGGAGCAGGUCUAUAGAGGAUCUGCACCAUACGAGCACCCAACCCUUCUGCAAUACGCUGGUGCGCUCUGCCCGCCAAUCUGUCCUCCGGUAUGGCACAGCCUCGAAUAGCAAAACCAUCAAGAACUCCCGCCUCGUCAGCCAAAAAGAUGAUGUGCAUGUGUGCAUCAUGUGCUUGAGAGCAAUCAUGAACUACCAGUAUGGCUUCAAUAUGGUGAUGUCUCAUGCACACGCUGUUAAUGAAAUCGCUCUCAGCUUGAACAAUAAGAACUCACGGACGAAAGCUUUGGUCCUUGAGCUGCUGGCUGCCGUCUGUCUCGUCCGAGGAGGUCACGAGAUCAUCCUUUCAGCAUUUGACAACUUCAAAGAGGUUUGUAAGGAAAAGCAUCGCUUUGAGAGACUGAUGGAUUAUUUCCGCAGUGAGGAAGGAAAUAUUGACUUCAUGGUUGCUUGCAUGCAAUUCAUCAAUAUUGUGGUCCACUCAGUGGAGGACAUGAACUUUAGAGUCCAUCUGCAGUAUGAAUUCACCAAACUGGGACUGGAUGACUACCUUGAGAAAUGUAAAUAUACAGAGAGUGACAAGCUGUCGGUGCAGAUCCAGGCCUACCUGGAUAACGUAUUUGACGUGGGUGGUCUGCUGGAAGAUGCAGAGACUAAGAAUGCAGCGCUAGAGAAGGUGGAGGAACUAGAGGAGCACCUGUCCCAUGUGACUGAGAAGCUACUGGAGGUUGAGAAUGAAACAAUGAUGAAAGUAGCUGAUCUGGAGAAGCUUCUUCUUCAGAAAGACAAGGACCUGCAAGCAAUACGGGAGACAUACGAGUCGACCAACACUCAGGUCAACACCCUGAGGAGGAUGAUCAAGGAGAAGGAUGCCGCCUUCCAGAGGCACUUCAGCAUCGAGAAACGGCUGCUGGAGCUCGAACAGCAGGGCACAAUCCGUUUGCACAAGAAGCCUGACGGCGACAUCGCAAUCGAGCCACUUGGUGUUGGGAGCAGUGGCCACGACUAUAUUGUUCUGGUGUUCCCGUACAUUAUUUAUGUUGUAAUAUUGUCUUCUGCAUUAAUUACAGGUCCAAGUGUACCAAUCCCACCACCACCUCCUCUUGCUCCACCUCUGCCAGACGCUUCUCCCUCAGUUAUCCUGAGUUUGGGUCUGUCAGCUAUCAGAAUCAAGAAGCCCAUCAAGACUAAGUUCCGCUUGCCUGUGUUUAACUGGACGGCCUUGAAGCCCAAUCAGAUCAAUGGCACCGUCUUCAAUGAGAUUGAUGAUGAACGUGUACUAGAGGAGCUGGAUCUGGAAAGGUUUGAGGAGCUCUUUAAGACCAGAGCUCAGGGUCCGGUUGUGGAUCUUGCCUGCACAAAGAGCAAAGUAGCCCAGAAGGCAGUAAACAAAGUCACCCUUCUGGAUGCCAAUCGGUCCAAGAACUUAGCCAUCACGCUGCGAAAGGCUAACAAGACGACGGAAGAGAUCUGCAAAGCAAUAGAGAAGUUUGACCUCAAGGCCUUACCUGUUGACUUUGUGGAGUGUCUAAUGCGUUUCCUGCCCACGGAGGCGGAGGUCAAGGUGCUGCGUCAGUACGAGCGCGAGCGACGUCCACUGGAUCAGCUAGCGGAGGAGGAUCGUUUCAUGUUAUUAUUCAGCAAGAUUGAGAGACUCACACAGAGAAUGAACAUCAUCACCUUUGUUGGGAACUUUGCUGACAGUAUCAGUAUGCUCACACCACAGCUCAAUGCAGUCAUCGCUGCUUCUGGCUCGGUCAAGUCCUCACCAAAGUUGAAGAGGGUGCUUGAGAUCAUCUUAGCCUUGGGAAACUACAUGAACAGCAGCAAGCGAGGCUGUGUUUAUGGCUUCAAAUUACAAAGUCUGGAUCUGCUGCUGGACACUAAGUCUACAGACAGAAAAAUGACAUUGCUCCACUACAUAGCUCUGAUUGUGAAAGAGAAGUUCCCUGAGCUGGCCAACUUCUACAAUGAACUGCACUUUGUGGAUAAAGCUGCAGCGGUAUCUCUGGAAAAUGUGCUGCUGGAUGUUCGAGAGCUGGGGAAAGGCAUGGACCUGAUCCGGAGAGAGUGCAGUCUCCAUGACCAUUCAGUCCUGAAAGGCUUCAUCCAGGCCAGUGACACACAGCUGGACAAGCUGCAGAAAGAUGCCAAGGCAGCAGAGGAAGCCUUCAACAGUGUGGUGAACUACUUUGGAGAGAGUGCCAAGACGACUCCACCCUCAGUGUUCUUCCCUGUAUUUGUGCGCUUUAUCAAGGCCUACAAGGAUGCAGUGGAAGAAAACGAACAGAGGAAAAAGCAGGAGGAAGCAAUGAGGGAGAAGUUACUGGCUCAAGAGGCUAAACAGCAUGAUCCCAAGGUCCAAGCCCAAAAGAAGAGGCAGCAGCAGCACGAGCUGAUCGCAGAGCUACGCAGACGGCAAGCCAAAGAUCACCGGCCCGUGUAUGAGGGCAAGGAUGGCACUAUUGAGGACAUCAUUACAGUACUGAAGAGCGUGCCCUUCACAGCCCGCACUGCUAAACGCGGCUCACGGUUCUUCUGUGAAGCCAACCUCUGUGACGACGCCAACUGCUAGCCCUCCCCCCCUUAAUGCCAAGAUCUCCGAAACCAGCCUUUCCGGCGAGCUGACGCAUUGAUGCGGUGUGGUUGGAAGAGACCCUAAACCACUUAUUCAUCGCUUAUACUCCCCCUCCCCAUUAUAACCUUCCUCCCUGUAUCCCGAUGGUCCAUCUCAACCCUGAGGCUGCAGAUCACAAAGACUGACAAAGGGAGGGACAGGACAGAGCCCUUGUUUUAGCUGGGUAAUUUAUUUAUUUAUGGGGGCCCUUCACAGCCACUUAAAGUGAGCAAGGCAUCAUUACAGAAGCACAGCAGGUUACUCCUCUGUCACUGCAAGCACGUGACUUUGCCUGCACUGGCACUGAGAGCUAGACCAGAAGGACAAGUACAUACACAGAGGUAAGGCGAGUUAAGGACUGGUGGACCACAAAGCAGGAAGAACACAAGCGCCUGCCACAUGGAUCUUAUCCCUGAGCCCGUGAAUUUCCUCUGAUAAUGCGGUCAUAGCAGGACUUCGACUGGGAGGCAGCCAAGGGAAGAUGGCAACUUUGCUGCUGGGACAUUUGCCUUCAAGACACUUGCAAAACCUUCUUCCAAGUAACAACAUUUCAAUAUUAUGAGAUAUUUGGGAAAUGUUUUCUGACAUUAAGCCAAAUCAACAUGUUCCAUUAAAACUGACAAUGGUUCAUUUCGAUUUCAGCCUCAUGUAUCUGGGAGGAAAGACCAUCGAGUCUACAUUACUGGUUUUUUUGGAGAGGCUAACAAACCAAAAUAUCUCAUGUUUUGCUUAAGAAGUGCCUUUUAUUGUGUAAACAGUGUUAAGCAUCAGCCAUAUUUCUUUUUUAAUCCUUCAUUUGUUAAAGGUUAUAUUUGUAUUGCCUUGUACUGUAACAUUUAGCCUUUUAAAACUGACAGUAUGUAAUAGUAUUCCCAACUUUUAAAGGCAUGGGAAAUGAUUAGUACAUCAGUGUCUCUAAGCUCAUAACAGCUGGCAUGAGUUUUCACGUCCUUGUGCCUCGUCCAAGUAGUUGUUGAAAACCGAAUGACUGAAUGUUAUUUUCCUCGACAACGCUUCCUAUCACAAUUUAAGUGACAUUUGGGAAGUGACAGAUGUAUGAAGAUGAUUCCAGAUGGAAUGGUGUUUAAGGGCCCAAAUGAUGGUAACCUGUUAUACAUGUAGACGUGGUGAUGGAUGGCGGAUGCUACCGUUCUUAAGAGGUCUUAUAGUUGAAGGUGUUCUCAAACGAGAUGAUCAGUUUUCUCCAAACUGCUGAAACCUACAGACUAGGUUCUAAUACGAUGUUGGCACAAAGGGAGGCACAUCUUGACACUAAAUUUGGCUAAACAUUGUAAGAGACACUAUUCAUUAACUGGACAUUUAUAUUAAUGUACAUUGAAACCAAGGAAUUUACUUUUUACAAAAAAAUGAACCAUGAAAUUGUCUGGUGACUGAAAGAUGACACUUGCUGUUUAAUAAACAAGAUGAAUAAUGUAACUACAAGAGUGAAGACUCAUUACAGUGCAGGCGUAUGGAAGCAAAGGCUGUUGGGCUUCUUUUUCUGAUGAAGCAAUAUUAUUUCUAGGCUACAUGUUAAUUAAAAAAAAACUUUAUAACUUAUAAUUUCUAAUGAACGCUAGCAAGAAAUAGUGAGGGACUGCGUUUCCUCUCCAUCUUUCCAAAUGACAGGCAGAGCCACCAUACAGUUCUACUUUAAAAAUCCAUUUAAUUUCUUAUAUCAAAAAGAAAUCAUAACAAAACAAUAAGAACCACAAAUAUCCGCGUGGAUUUUUGUCACUAAGAGAAUUUCGGCAACUGAAAAUGACUGUACUACUUUACAUGAUCGAGUAAAAAUCCAGCAGAGCAGGAAAAAAAACAAACAACCAAAACAAAGGAUGAAUACUGUUAACAAGCGAGGGGCAAAGCCACAGCAGAAGUGUGUGUGUGUGUGUGUGUGUGUGUGUGUGAGCACCAUGCAGAGCGAUAUGGCAGGUAUGGUUGAUAAGCCCAGUUAAAAGCAGCAGAGUGAGCAGUGACACACAAAGAGCAACACUUAAGAAAGCUUAAGACUAAAAACCCUGCUGACAGCAUUAGCAGCAAAGCAAAGGAAUUAUCCAAGGAAUGCUUAUCAGGAAGCUGAUCAGUCUCCUUCCUCGGAAUGCACUUAACAGUGAGCAAUUAACCUAAAUAACAUGUCAAUGUAAUUACACGGAACACAAAAAAGAAAACUCCCACAGAAGCACAUACCAUCAAAUGGUCUCCCUGGCCUUCCCUCAAGGUACAUUUACAAUCAAAAGACGAACAGAAGCUAAAUGUAACCACUCAACUAUGUAUUCAUUGCAGAUUGUUUUACAGUGAUGACUGGAAAUUUACAGAAACUUGACAUCACUCCCAAAAAACCUUUCUAAAACACAGAGCAAAAUCCAGCUCCUGUCAUGCAGUUGGCAAAACCAAGGCCACGAAUAUCCAUCCCAGGCUUUUCCUUCUGGAACGGGGACUUUAUUACAAUCAUCUUCAUCCAGCGCACUCACACUGCUAUUAACUCAUUCAUUGCUGAAACAAAGUAUGUCAAUUAUACAAUGACUUUAGAAAAAAAAAAAGUUAAAAAGUACAGAUUGCUAUUGUUACUGAUGUUUGUAUUCCUGGGUAUAUUUUCAAGACACUUUGUUAAUAGGUUUAUAUAUGCAAAUAUAUAUAACUUUAAUCUGUGCAAGGAG